Molecule: messenger RNA, 315 nt
Organism: Parnassius apollo (apollo)
Lineage: Eukaryota; Metazoa; Arthropoda; Insecta; Lepidoptera; Papilionidae
Source: the annotation of a GenBank genome assembly
AUGGAAGAUAUAGAAAAUAAAUGUACGAAAAUAGGUCAAAAUCAACAAGAAUAUUUGGAUUAUUCAAAAAAACAAGAAAAUGUGCUAAAGGACCUAACACAAAAAAGUGCAUAUCUGGAUAAAUAUAGUAAGUCUCUGGAUGAACGUUUAAGGUUAUUGGAACAAAAACAGUAUGAUUUGGACAUUGAACUGAUCAAUGUGGAAAUGAAAGACGAAGAAAAUGUUGCAGAACUGGUGAAGGAUAUUACCAUGAAACUAAAUUUAAAAAAUGAGGAUAUUGUUAAAACAUGGAGAAUAAAGGGACAAUACAUUUAA